AUGAUCAAGCUCCAUUCGACGCUAUAUCAUACAAACACUGCGUUCGCCGAUGUCGGAGAUAUUAUUGGAAAAGACGAUUUAAAUAAUAGGACGACAGAGAAAGCAUUGGUUUGGGACUCGAGUCAACCCCUGUAUGUCUAUCGGGAGGAAUCGGUUAUGUCUCUAACAGACUAUAUGUCAUAUACUGGAGGACUGUUUGGCCUAUGGUUUGGCACUAAUGGCAAAGACUUUGUUAUUCGUAUAAUUGAGAGUCGAUUCUGGACUUUAUCACUAAUUAUUAUCAAGUGCAUCAAAUAUAUUGACGGGAAGUGUGACUAUUGGCGCAAACAAGGCGUACGGACAGCGAGUGUCAGUCUAUGGACACGACUCACGAAACGGUGGUUCGAUUGGGAACGGGAUCUCUACGUCCGUAACGGCAAGUGUUUCGGUGUC
Messenger RNA from Oppiella nova, 432 nucleotides. Lineage: Eukaryota; Metazoa; Arthropoda; Arachnida; Sarcoptiformes; Oppiidae. The record is from the annotation of a GenBank genome assembly.